AUGACAUUGUCUGGCUCGUCCGUCACUGCGACUCUUGCCACUGUGAGCGUGUUUAUCCAACUCCGAACUGUACAUCCUGAAUGCCCACCACCACUUCACAAGGCUCUGGCAGAUAGCCCAGCCGAGCGUGUUCAGCCAUUCCUUGCAGAAAUUGUAUCAACGAGUUUUGCGUAUAACUCGAGUGGACAGUCCAAGGCGGGCCGCAGUGGCCAGCUGGUGUUCCUGUGUUGUGGUGUAGAACCUCCAUGGACGUGUAGACUGGGGGACGGGUUCACGAUAGACAGUGUGGAGGUGAGAGUGCUGGAGACAGAAGACUCGGUGGAAGCGGUUGUGUCUCUCACUAGCCUGCUGCCUGCGGAUGUCACCUGUGGUUACCUGCAGAUAGCUGUCGAGCCGGUAGCCAAGGAGGGAAACACUGACAAGUUCAUUUCUCGGGUAGAUUUUGAAGAGCUGAAGAUGACAUCUUUGAAGGCUCCUCUGGUCGAAAGGUUUGAUUAUAAACAAGACCGGAGCCUCGCUCAGGCUAAUGUUGCCAGCAAAUUCCACAAGACGGUAUGUUUAAGGCGACAGGACAGCCAAUUGCGGCCAACUAAAGUGGUUACAAUUGCCCGAGCAGACUACACAAACUCUCUGAGAACAGCAAACGUGGUGCUCAGGCCGGGCAAGAACACAGUUACCCUUAGAGCUAAGACUGAAGAGCCUGGGAGUUACAAGCUGAGUCAGCUGUGUGUGGGACUGCCAGGGUUAGAGUUCUUGUCGGAGUGUAUCAAGCCGAGGCUCAAGUACCAGGUGGUGGAUAUGCCCAUCACUACCAGACUUAUCAAGGGAGAGCAAGAUCUGUUGGCAGGACUGGCUCAGACACUUGUCAUCAACAUACACACGGGCAGUCGUCACAUAUCCCAGAACUCAGUGCUGCGACUGCACACAACGAUGGGCCUGACACUGCAACUGACUGAGUCCGACGCACCCAGCCGACAGCUGGACAUUGCUCUCCCUGCCGCAGCUCCUUUCAAGACCUUGGAGUUGCCGAUCAUUGUGUUCGCUCAGCUACCCCCCACUCGAGACGGCUCUCCUAUAGAACAUGUGAUCGGGAUGAGGUGUCCUUGGGCGGAAGAAGAGAAGCCGUUGCUGCUGCAGUUCCAGCCACCGUUCUUGACAACGUCGCGCUUACACACUGCCUUCCUGCACAAGUUUAUCCACAUUUCGGUGGUGGGGCUGAGCCCUCAGCCACUGAGACUGCAGGAGCCGCAGCUGGUCGCCACCUCGACGUGUCCUGUCCAGCUGGUCUCCCACAAUCCUGUGUCUGGCCAGCACCUGGUUGUCAACGCUGAGAAGCGAGUCGCGCUGAUGUGGGAGUUACAACCAGAUGACUCGCCCAGCACACCGACUAUACACACAGAGUUUUCCAUACAGUACCGACCACUUCAUCUCUCCAGACCCUUCGUCACGUACAGGUGUCCCUUCGACAUUAUCAAUUAUAAGACACUGUUUGUGGUAGAAGCCAGGGUAGAGCCCACCAAGGGCAGUGAGUUCUGCCGCGCCAGCACUGUGUGUCACCUGCACAUCUGUGUACAGCGAGUGUGUGCCAGCUCGGACACUAGCCUCAUGUACGAAGUGUUAGCUGACCAGACCAUGUGGGCUAUUUGUGCCAAAACCGCAGGGGUGAUCAGCGUUGAGACUGGUGAGAGGCAGUCCGUGACGUUGGAUGUCAUGCCACUCAUCAAUGGCUACCUCCCACUACCUCUGGUGCGUCUCUCCAAGUACAUCCCGGCUGUGUCCUCCACUCGAGGACUUCAAGGUGAUUCUCAUCCAAGACUUGAGCCCUUCUCCCCAGGACAGGUGUAUAAUGGCAGCAAGGAAAGUCAGGUCCAUGUCAUUGCGGCGGCCACCACAUAGCAUCCAGAGAAGAAAUGAGGAAGUAGCAGUGGAUUUGUAGGUUUGAGGGCAUGGUUUGCGCUGUGAUACCUGCAUCUCCUCCACUUGGAACUCAUUAGUACAUAUUUUAGUUAUGUAGUACUCGCCAGCUAGCUUGUGUAUAUACUGUACAUUUUUUCAUAUAAAUAAGAUAAACGUUUUGUAUAUAUAA
Messenger RNA from Homalodisca vitripennis (glassy-winged sharpshooter), 2086 nucleotides. RefSeq names its product trafficking protein particle complex subunit 10-like. NCBI's taxonomy places the organism in Eukaryota, Metazoa, Arthropoda, Insecta, Hemiptera, Cicadellidae. Gene Ontology annotation, cellular component: TRAPPII protein complex. Gene Ontology annotation, biological process: intra-Golgi vesicle-mediated transport; early endosome to Golgi transport. The record is from RefSeq and is a predicted model, not a curated record.